This is a messenger RNA of Lepisosteus oculatus (spotted gar), 3076 nucleotides long. NCBI's taxonomy places the organism in Eukaryota, Metazoa, Chordata, Actinopteri, Semionotiformes, Lepisosteidae. The record is from RefSeq and is a predicted model, not a curated record.
CAACGUCCAUUUAUUCUUAGUCCUCAGAGAAUUGUGGUUCGUCUUCCCCUUUUUCUAGAUCACAGAAAAUCAGUCACCAAUUUCUCUCUCUGUUUUGCAAGCGAAGAUCGGACCUGUCAUGUCCCGCUGCUCUCUGGCGGGGCUGGUGUUGGUGUGGCUGGCUGUGCUGCUGCCCUCGGGGCUGUGCCAGGAGCCGGAUGGCUGUCGGGUUCAAGAUGGGAUAGCGGGUGAGCCGGGGACCCCAGGACGAGACGCCCGCCCAGGACAGAAGGGACAGAAAGGAGAGCCAGCGCCUCAGAGUGACCUCUCCAGGGUGACGGGCAGCAAGGGCAGCCAGGGAGACAGGGGACCUCCAGGCCCCAUGGGGCUUAAGGGGUACAGGGGCGACCUGGGAGUCCUGGGGCCUGUGGGACAGCCCGGCCCGCCUGGACCCAAGGCUGACGCAAGUGGUUCCGUCGAGCUGGACCGCUCGGCCUUCUCCGCGACCCGCACCGUGCCUGGGCUCCCGCAGACGGGCUCGCCCAUUGUGUUCGACAACGUCAUCAGCAACGUCAACAACGACUAUAACGGAGCCACCGGGCGCUUCAAGUGCUCCAUCGACGGCGUGUACUACUUUGUUUUCCACGCGGUGUCCUCGGGGAACCUCUGCCUGGCCCUGAGAAGCAGCGCCCUCGUUGUGCAGGACGGGGAGAGGCUGGGCUUCUGCGAUUACAACGCCGGCGGUCAGGCCCAGGUGCUGUCAGGGGGCGUGGUCCUGCAGCUCAAGAGAAAUCAGGAGGUCUGGGUGGAGGCAGUCAGAGAGCAAAACGUCGCCUUUAACAACAUGGCCCCAGAUUCAUCCAGCAUCUUCAGCGGCUUCCUGAUCUUUUCCACAUCCUAUCCUCCCAGCAGUGUGACUGGGGGCCAGUGUCUACAGAGGACUGCUCCAGCGAUGCCGGCUCUCUGGGUAGGGCUCGUUGCCCUGGCUCUCUCACCUCUGGCGUUAUCCGAGACCUGCCCCGGCCAGGCCGGGACCCCUGGACUGCCAGGAAUUCCUGGGAUGCCAGGCCGGGACGGACGAGAUGGUGAAAAGGGAGAGAAAGGAGCUCCAGGUGAGCCGCUCCAGCCCGGGCUGGUGGGUGAGAAGGGACAGAAAGGAGAGCCGGGGCCCCAGGGGGUAUCUGGGAAGAUUGGCCGCACGGGGCCAAAGGGUCCACGGGGUGCUGUCGGCCCUCCUGGCGAGCCGGGAGAGAAAGGAAAGUCCGGCUACUACGAUCUGGCCCUGCAGUCAGCUUUCAGCGUCACACGCCGCACGACCCAUCCCCCCAGAGAAGGGGAACCCGUCCUCUUCACCACGGUCAUCACCAACAUCAACGGGCACUUCGACAUCCAGACGGGCAAGUUCCGCUGCAAGAUCCCUGGCACCUACUACUUUGUAUACCACGCCUCCUCCAAAGACCACCUCUGUGUCAACCUGAUGGCGGCGGGCAAGAAGAUGGCCAGCUUCUGUGACCACAAGAUCAACACGUACCAGGUGAACUCGGGCGGGCUGGCCGUGAGGCUCCGGAAAGACGAGGAGGUGUGGCUGGAGACCACCUUGUACAACCAAAUGCUUGGGACAGCGGGGAAAGAGAGCGUCUUCUCUGGGUUCCUGCUGUACCCCGAAGCCUGCGACAUCAUGGCAUGUAAGGCAGUGGUCCUGGUCGUCGUCCUGACCUCCGCCGUGACGUUAUCAGCGGCAGACACCUGCAGCAAAUACCGCGGUUAUCCCGGAAUCCCGGGAAAGCCAGGAGCUCACGGAGCCCAUGGGAAAGAUGGGGUCCCGGGGGAGAAGGGAGAAAAAGGUGAUGACGGGCGCCUUGUGAAGGGACAGAAGGGGGAGCCAGGACCCAUGGGGAGCCCAGGGAGGGCUGGCCUGCAGGGGGACCCCGGGGAACAGGGGCUGCCGGGCCCAGCGGGCCCCAAGGGGGCGAUGGGGUCCCCCGUGGCCAUCAACACCACGGAGAAGUCGGUUUUCUCCUUCAGCAAGACCUCCAACAUGCCGCCCAGGAGCUAUCAGCCCAUCCGGUUCGAGAGGGCCAACCUUGCUGGGGACCCCCUGCCGGGGGGCAGGUUCACCUGCGAGGCGAAGGGCGCCUACUACUUCACCUACCACGUCACCGCGCGGGGGCCCGUCUGCAUUGGCAUCCACAAGGGCGCCGACAAGGUGGUGGUCUUCUGUGACUCCGUGUACCAGGGGUACCUGGUGACCUCGGGCUCCGUGGUGCUCCAGCUAGACAAGGGCGACGUCGUCUCCCUGCAGCCCACCGAGAAGAAUUCUGUCCUGGGUUCGGAUGGAGCCGACAGUAUCUUUACAGGCUUUCUGCUUUUCCCCAUGAAAUAGCGGGGCCCCCCCGCCCGUGCAAACAAAGGUGUUGGAAACUGCCCCGAAAACCUGCGGUCUGUCACAUUAACAACUCUUUCAGCUCUGCUCUUGUUCCUCUUGUGCCAUGGGGCUGCAGAUUAUCUUUCUGAUGGAUGCAUGAUAAAGUAGGUUAAUUUUGUUUUCAAAAAGGAACCAGGAAUGUGUCCAUCUUUGGUGAAAAGACAAGGUGAAACACACUGUGCCUACUUUGCUCUCUGUUCAAGCCAUCUGUUUUUUAAUCCACGCUGUAUUCUCAGUCCUAAAACAAUAUUUCAUACUGUGUUUACUAAACUUUUUUGUCUAGAUUGGCAUUGUUGGAGAAAAUGCGUGCAUAGAGAAUUAGAGUUUCAGCUGCAAAGACAUGCUUUUGCAAGUAAAUGACAACACUGUGUAUUUAUUAGCAUGUCAAAAUGCAAAACAAUUACAGGUAUGCGAAAAUCUGAUUGACACCACUUGUAUGAUGGGAGUGCAAACAAGUUAAAAUUAACAAAGGGAACCUUCAUUCAACCGAAAUGUGAAAUAUAACUUUUAAAUAUAGAAGUUAAUAACUUUUAACGUUUGGAUACACACUUAAAGGUAAAUAUAAGGUUGUGGUUGUGUGAAAUGUGUACAGUUCUGCUCUGUUGAAGUUGUUUAACGGCCCCGCUUCUUUAUGAAACAUUGAAAUACAAAUAAAAAGGACACAAAUCUCUG